AUGGGACCCUUAAAAGGGUCCACACCGAAGUUUCGGACUUCUUGUCUUCCAAUUAAGGUAACUGCGCAUUCCUCCCUUAAUUCGUCAAAGGGAGUUAUCAGAUGCAGAGAUUUGGAAGGUGUUAGCGAGGAAGAAAUAUGCCAAAAUUUACGUAUACAAGGAGUUACUGCUGUGAGGAGGAUAAAGGUUCGUCGAAACAAUGACUUGUUACCGACGAAUACUUGUAUCCUCACCUUUAACGUCCCUACCCUUCCUCAAUCUGUCAAAGCCGGUUACCUUAAUAUUCCUGUUGAACCCUUUAUUCCAAACCCCUUGCGUUGCUUCAAAUGCCAGCGGUUUGGCCAUGGUCAGAACACAUGUCGUGGAAAACUUACAUGCGCUCGUUGUGGUCUAUUUGACCAUGACAGCAAGACAUGUAAGAACGAUACACUUUGUCUCAACUGCAAGGGCAACCACUGUGCAUACUCGCGAGAGUGUCCGCGGUGGAAGCUGGAAAAAAGAGUUCAACAGGUGAAGGUACAAAAUAAACUGUCCUUCACGGAUGCCAGGAGGUUGGUGGAGUCAGCAACGCCUACAGUCGGUGACAAGUCAUAUGCAGCUGCAGCUGCUGCCAAAGUCGCCACUAAAAGUAUUGCAGUCAACACAGACCUCACUUGGCAUUGUGAUGAAGCCAAGUACAAGAAACUGUCUGAUAUUGAGAAGACGCAAAAACAGGUGCAAAAAGCAGCACAAAAACAAAAAAUCACACCCCAGAAAAAGGAAAUUGAAACUCAAGUGUCAAUGGAUUUUAAAAAUCCACCAAAUAGGUCGAGCACUAAUCUCCCUAAGACGGGCAAUGACACAAAGAAAUCUCCAAAGAAAGCUACAGAACGGGAUAACUCUUUGGGGAAAAAAGGAGAAGAAAAACCAGGAACGAUGGCGGAACGGAUUUCUAAACCCGAAGAGGCUAUUGAAUAUUACUUAAUUCCGUCAGUUCCUGACACCGUAAGCGAGCAGAACCUAAAGGCGUACCUCGAAGAACAAGUGGAUGUCAUUUUUGCUCAUUUGGGACCUUUAAUAAUUGAUUAUAUAUGGCAGAAUGAACCCUUCAGUUUAACCCCAGUCGCCAGUAGCAAAGGCAAUAUUCCACCACAUCUUCAUGGUUGUACAAACUAUGGUGACAACAUUGAUGAUGAAUGGUUCAUUGUUUUCCUUCUGUUCCGACUGACACGAGCAUUUCCCUCUCUAGUUGUUCAGGUCAGUGACAGUGAUGGCGAGUUUCUCCUCAUUGAAGCCGCUGAAGUUCUACCCAAAUGGCUCUCUCCAGAAACUGCUGAAAAUAGGAUUUAUAUUCACCAAGGUGAACUGCACAUCAUUCCCAUGACAAAGUCACCUGCCGAAGUCACACAACAUCUAAAGAAUGCAGUUAAAUAUGUCCGUGAAAAUGCCAUGACAACCAGAGCCUCCCCAGAGAUCCAGAAAGCCAUUCGCAGACGACUUGGAAGUUUUCCAGAAAAAGUUAAAGAAAAUACUCAUCAUGCAAACGUCUAUCUUCCUGCAAAUCUGUCAGCCAUGUUGAAUAAAAACCCUUCUCUUAUUGCAAGAGGUGUUACAGCAUUUUACUACAGAGAUCCAUUUGAUUUGAAGGCUUGCAGGACCAUGCAAUAUUUUAAACCAGAAGAAAAGAUUCUGUCACGGGUGAAGUUUACGAGGUGUCUGUAUGCACAACUCACGCAGCAGCAGUUCCUGCCAGACAGAAGAAGUGGCUGGAUUCUCCCAAAUGCUUCAGACAAACACUUCAAAGCUCAUGACCUCGGCAUGAAACUGUCCCAUGGUUUUGAAAUUCUCUGUGCCAAAUGUUCUUCCUACUACAAGUCAUCAAAUUCAUCAUCUCAGAAUGGUCACUCACGUGUCCGUGACAGUCGGUGGCAGAGGUAUCUGUGGGCACUGAAAAACAGCGGAUAUUUCAAAGAUGAAUUGGAAGGAUCAAAUUUGUAUAAAGAAUUAUUAAAAGAUGCUGAGAAGUUUUACACUGAACACGUUGCAAAUGGAAGCAGUCACAACAGAGAACCAGGAAUAGAAAUACUGGAUUUGCUGAACUCCAUCACAUUUGACAGCAGACAACUUAAAGCCAUGGAGAAAAAACUACAACCUUCUGAUGAUGACAGCUGGUUGACUUUGACACCUGAAUCGCUGGACAAUAUGAUGAAUAAGGCAACAGGAAAAUCAGAACAGUCUGUUGACAUGUUUGACCUUGACAGUAUUGCGAGCAGUAUGAAGGCUUUUGUUGACAACGUAUCUGGACUAGAUGGAGCAGAGUUUCCCAAAAAUGCCACAGAUGAUGAUGAGAUCCACUUUGAUGGGACAGGGAUUAUUCAGUCUAUGCAGAAAAUAUUCGAAUUUAAAGAUGACGAUGACUGUUCAAGUUCGGACAUGAGCGAGUAUGACUGGGAGAGUGAUGAUGACCUCAUUCUGCCAAGCAACAAGACAUCACAGAAAUCCACGGCAAAACAGACGCCAAAGUCACACGACGCCAUGCUUGACGAUUACAUGGACUUGAUGGAUAGGGAACUCGCCAAGACAAAAGUUGGCAAAAGUUUUGAACGAUUUCCAAAACAGAAUGGCAGUAACAGCAAUGGCAGCAACACAUCUACACCGAAGAGGAGUACCAACAGCAGCAGCCAGUCUACCCCGAAGAAGAGUGUUGCAGCCAGUGUUGGCAGCAGCUCACAGCCCAGGCGUAAAGCCGCACGGGACAUUGACGACGAGGACGACGACUUCAAGCCAGUGAACAUCGACCUGAACAUCGUGAAGAACACGCUGCAGUCGUACAGUGCACAACAGGGACUGCCCGGACCUGCCUCCAACAUCCUCAACAGCAUGGGCAUACAUGUGCCACACGAAGACGCAGACCAGUGGCCGUGAACCAGCUGAACAGUUCAUAGCUUGCUGCACUAGUUAUAUUUCAGCCAGUAUAAAGUGGAUAAUAUAUACACAUUCAAAUAGCUGUACUAACAGCUUACUACACAAGUUACAUUUCAGCCAGUAUAAAGUAUAUAAUAUAUACACAUUCCAACAGCUGUUCUGACCUAACUUACUACACUAGGUGUAUUUCAGCCAGUAUAAAGUGAAUAAUAUAUAUGUUGUCAAACAGCUGUACUGACUUUGUAGCUUACUACACUAGUUGUAUUUCAGCCAGUAUAAAAUACAUAACAUAUACGCAUUCAAACAGCUGUACUGACAGCCAGCUACACUAGUUAUAUUUCAGCCAGUAUAAAGUGAAUAAUAUAUAUAUACGCAUUCAAACGGCUGUACUAACAGCUUACUACACAAGUUGUACUUCAGCCAAUAUAAAGUAUAUAUAAUAUACACAUUCAAACAGCUGUACAGACAUAACUUACUACACAAGUUAAAUUUUAGUUAGUAUAAAGUAUAUAAUAUAUACAUAUUCAAACAGCUGUACUGGAUUGUAGCUUACUACACUACAUGCAUUUUAGCCAGUAUAAAAUAUAUAAUAUAUAUAUAUAUAUACACAUUCAACAGCUGUACUGAAUUAGUUUCAUUAACUAGCUAUAUUUUAUGCAGUAUAAAGUACACAAACAGUUGUACUGACAUAGCUUACUAUAUUAGUUGUACUUAAUACAUUAGUUGUAUUUUAUUUUGUGGAUCAAAAUUAUUCAAAUAGAUAAAACUUAAUACAUUUAUAAUACAUCUUAUUUUUAAUCCAUUUAAAACUUUAUAAUGUCAGAGCAUGUGGUACUUUGAUCAGCCAUUUUGGAAAGUGUUUGAAUAUUUAAAUGCCAUUGCAUAGAUCAAAACAUUUGUCAAUAGUGUGUUCAUUAAGUAGUAUAAGGCGCUGUAACUAAAUUGCUAUGCCAAGAAUAUUUGAACCAAUAUCAGAUUAACCAACACACCACAUCAAAGAUGUAUUGGUGUUCUGUAUUGUUACAGCCACAAUAUACUGGCCGCAUCUGCUGAAAUCUGUACGAUGCAGGGAUAUAUUCAUAUCUCGAGGUGAACACUUGAUUUUAUGACAAUUCUGACUGAAAAUAGUGGUGUUCUUCAUGACUGCAGUAUUUUGUUUGUCGUCCCAUCCAUAAAAACUUGGUUUCCUCUUUUGAAAUGUCUUACCAGCUUUUUUCAGGUUCAGCUGGCUUGGAAUGUUAAAUGAUUUCCAGUCAGUGAAAGUUCUGGGUAGUGGGGAAAAUUGGGACAAUCACUUUUAACAACAGUUAAAUUGUGUACACAAGAAACUGUUACAAUGCUCAAAUAAGAUAGAUUAUAUAUGUUGCUAGAAUGAGAAUAUUUUUUUAUAAGACAGGUUUUUAUAAUCUUAGUGUUUUUAUGCUCUAAUUUGACCUCUGUGUAUGUGAUAGUUUGAUGUGAACUACAACAGAAGUAUGUAUGCUUGUAUUCCAAGAACCUUCAUAAUGUAGACCAAUUCAUCCCAGGACCAAACUAAAUCUUUUCCUUGUCAAACAUCUGUUAGUUAAUAUGUCAGGAAGACUAUUUAAUGUGGCCAUUCUGUACCACACUGUUGUGAUUAGUGUGUUAACUUCCUUUUGUACAUUUUUAUUUUAUUUUAACUUGAUUUUUGCGUUUAUAUUAAGUUACGGUUUAAACAUGUGUUGUCUUUGCCAACACCUCUGCUAUUUGGGCUGUGUUGUCAGGACAGAGUUUAAUGUUUGGUUGUUGGAGAGAAGUUGAAAUACAAAUAAUAACCACCUCAUUUCUAGGUGUGAGCUGAUACCAGGAUAUGAACCAUGUGUAUAAGUUUAAUAAGCACUGCCCCAAUAUGGUAACAGAUGUACACGUUAUAUUUUCUUAUUUAUUGUGGGGUUUGUUUGGUUUUUUGUUUCAACAAGGGACCUUCAUGUAGAAUAGCUGGUGUGAUCUGAUGACAGUAUGUAGAGUAAUUAGUUGUUGAGUUCAGAGAUCAUUUGUCCUAAGACUAGUGUGACCGUAUAUAGAAUAACUGACUACAUUUGUAUUGUGACUGUAGGAAUUGUAGAACUGAAUGCUGACAAUCUGUAUGUUUGUAACUGUAAUCAAAUAUUUCCAUUGUAAUCUGUUGGUUGUGUUUGUCAUUGAGGUUUUAACAAUUGUGUUCAGGCAGCCAUGUUUAUAGCGUGCAUUAGUACUUUGAAAACUUUUGUAGAAUCUACACAUCUCAUAACCUCAUUGUUUUACAAAGUAUUUUUGUACUAAUGUUGCAGUAAUUAAAUCAAAACAUCAAGUUCCAUGUAAAUAUUUUAGUUUACAAACGAAAGACUUCACCAUAAACCAAGAUAUAAAUACUAGUUUUUAAAUUUGAUACUUUGAAAAUAUUGUGAGCUCCUGUAAAAUAGUGUAGUGGUAUGGUGAUCAGUAGACUUCAUUGGGUACAUGUGUCAUUAUCAAAAUUGGUAAUGUUCUGAAAACAACAUAGAACUCGGGGGGGGGGGGGGGGAGCAGUUAAUCCCUGCUACAAUGAGGAGUGGGGGGUGGCAAUGCAAUAUCGUUAGCUAUGGGGCAGUGCCCCUGGUCUCUCCCCAUCAGACAUCUAUUCACAAGAAGAAAAACAAAAAGCAAAGAAUCUAGUGCUGACGAAUCUUGCAGCACCGAUCAGUUUUAACUGAAAGUUAUUGUAGCUGUAAGAGAGGUAUAUUCUAUUCAAAAGAUUAUUAAAGGGACAGACCCAAGUUUCAACCCGUGGAAAUUAACACUAAGUUUAGUUAAUCUACAAACCUGUAACACAUUUGGAUAAAGUUACAACAAAGUGAAAGAACAGUCUGUGACUUUG
Gigantopelta aegis is the source of this 5761-nucleotide messenger RNA. RefSeq names its product protein ecdysoneless homolog. The record is from RefSeq and is a predicted model, not a curated record. Gene Ontology annotation, molecular function: zinc ion binding; nucleic acid binding. NCBI's taxonomy places the organism in Eukaryota, Metazoa, Mollusca, Gastropoda, Neomphalida, Peltospiridae. The coding region runs from base 1 to 2904 and encodes 967 amino acids. Gene Ontology annotation, cellular component: nucleus. The transcript has 17 exons.